Messenger RNA from Populus trichocarpa (black cottonwood), 1540 nucleotides. Its product is annotated as cyclin-dependent kinase B1-2. Gene Ontology annotation, molecular function: cyclin binding; cyclin-dependent protein serine/threonine kinase activity; ATP binding. Gene Ontology annotation, biological process: regulation of gene expression; regulation of G2/M transition of mitotic cell cycle; signal transduction. The coding region runs from base 256 to 1182 and encodes 308 amino acids. NCBI's taxonomy places the organism in Eukaryota, Viridiplantae, Streptophyta, Magnoliopsida, Malpighiales, Salicaceae. The transcript is spliced from 4 exons. Gene Ontology annotation, cellular component: cytoplasm; nucleus; cyclin-dependent protein kinase holoenzyme complex. The record is from RefSeq and is a predicted model, not a curated record.
UCCUACCCUAUCCGUUGGAUUGGACCCGACGCAACCCUCCCUCCCUCCUUCCCUUCCUUUUUUGAAUUUCAAAAUAAAGCAGCCACGCUUCUCCCUACAAACCGAGGGAAAUAACCUUUAUUACUCCAGCGAGGAUGUCCUCCUCCUCCUCCUCCUCCUGUCCAAUUGUAUAUAUAUAUAAAAUAACAUAGGGUUCCUCCUCCCUCCCCCCUCGCCAUCACCAUCACCAAUCCAACACAAUCCAGAUUACGAAAGAUGGAAAAGUAUGAGAAACUGGAGAAGGUCGGGGAAGGCACCUACGGCAAAGUCUAUAAAGCCAAAGACAAACUAACAGGUCAGCUCGUUGCUCUCAAAAAAACUCGGCUCCAAAUGGAUGAGGAAGGCGUUCCCCCUACCGCUCUCCGCGAAGUUUCUCUUCUUCAGAUGCUCUCUCAAUCUCUCUACGUCGUCCGCCUCCUCUCAGUCGAACACCUUGACGCCAACAACUCCGACGACGACUCCAAAUCCAAUCUCUACUUGGUUUUCGAGUUUCUCGAUGCGGAUCUCAAGAAAUUCAUCGAUUCUCACCGCAAAGGUCCCAACCCUAGACCUCUCUCCCCUUCCCUCAUCCAGAGCUUCCUCUUCCAGCUCUGCAAGGGAGUUGCUCACUGUCACAGCCACGGUGUGCUUCACCGCGAUCUCAAGCCUCAGAACCUUCUUCUUGAUCAGGAGAGAGGUAUUCUUAAGAUUGCUGAUUUGGGAUUGGGUCGUGCCUUUACUGUGCCUCUUAAGAGUUAUACCCAUGAGAUUGUCACUCUUUGGUAUAGGGCUCCUGAGGUGUUGCUUGGUUCCACUCAUUAUUCCAUCGCUAUCGAUAUGUGGUCUGUCGGUUGCAUCUUUGCUGAAAUGUCGAGAAGGCAAGCUCUGUUUCCUGGAGACUCCGAGCUUCAACAGUUGCUUCAUAUUUUCAGGUUGUUAGGAACACCAACUGAAGAGCAGUGGCCAGGAGUUACUUCUCUUAGAGAUUGGCAUGUCUAUCCCAAAUGGGAGCCUCAAAACCUUGCACGAGCUGUUCCAUCUCUUGGACCUCAAGGGGUGGACCUCUUAUCGAAGAUGCUCAAGUACGAUCCAGCUGAAAGAAUCUCGGCCAAAGCAGCUAUGGAUCAUCCCUAUUUCGACAGCCUUGACAAGUCGCAGUUCUGAAGCUACAAGGUUUUGGGGAUUUUACUUUCUGCUUCCAUCAUGCAUUUUCUAGGAUUAGAUACCUUUAUGUAAAAGAUGUUCGGUUCAUCGUCUUGGUGAUGUAACUUUUGAACUUUGUCACAACUUAUAUGAUAUAUAUAUAUAUAUUUUUUUUUUUUUUGCAAUUUAUGCGUACAAUUAAUCUUUGCGCGCCAAAUUUGCAAGAUUUCAUCUAUUGUUUUUUUAAGAAUGAAAUUAAUCUCUGGAUAACUGCUGAUCAAGUGUAAAAUAUCGCAUGUAUUUGUGAAUGGCGAUUCAGUUGUUCACUGUUCAUGCCUCUCUCCAUGUUUUACGUGAUAAUUAAAUGUUCAUUGUUGAA